AGUACGAUGCACAUACGUACGCCGUGUGCGCUAAAUUACCGGUCGUAUAAUCCCACUGGACGUUUCCGGUAGUGCGAACCGUGUUUGUGUACGCUUUCGGACCCUUCCGUCAACGCGUAUCCGUCUUCUCUGCUCUCCGUGUCCAACCGCGCAUAUCGCGUCGAUUUUAUAUUGACGUAAACGGUUUCGUCCGCGGUACAGCGUUCGGGGCGACAUGUCGAAAAGGGACGUACAAGCCAAUAGGAGCCCUAAGACGACGCAGCCGACGGGGCUAUCUUUGCAAGGCUCUCAAAUUAAUCUCUCAACUCGAUUAUCCAACUUCAAUAUAUCAAAUCCUCUACAGUAUUUGUACAAUGAGAACGUCGAUUCAACGUCACGAGGUAGACCGAUGUCCGCAUCUACGCUGAGCGCCACGUAUCAGGAAUCGCCACGAAGAUCAAAACUAGCCAAACGUCCUCAGUCGGCAGAUACCGUAAACAAGAUAGCCAAAAGUCGACAAAUUGCAUUUAAUUUCAGUGAUCAACAAAACGAUUUGGGUCUUGAGAAUGGUUGCGCGGGCCUGGAGACGACGUUUGACGAGCUGGACGCGGACGAACUGUCGUUGGACGAACGUUCCAGUCCUGCGCCGCUGCUGCAGGACGCCCUGGAACCGGGGCUCACGUCCAAGCCACCCAUCCCGCCGGCGGGCAGCGGGCCCGCGGAAACGUCGUGCGAUCGGGAUGCCGCCGAUUGCCGCAAGACCGGAGCCGCGGUGACGUUCGACGACGCGAUCGAGCUGAAAUUCCAACGAUGGUUCCCGAACUCGGUUCCGGUCGCGCCCGCCGCCGUACCACGCGAAACCGUCGCCGACGUGUCGCUGAACGGCGUGUCGUACGAGUACAGCGAGCGGGUGAUCGACAACGAUCGCGGCACCGUCACGUACACGAGGAGCAGCUCGUCGAUGAGCAUCCGCGGCAGCCAGGACCAACUGGACGAGGAGCACUUGUACUCGAACCUGAGCGCGGCUAUUGGUGGUGCGGACAAGCUUUGCAGGGGCGUCGUGUCCGCGGACGUGUUGGACAUGCUGCACCAGAACGACGACAACCGCCGCGGGAGGGCGCCGACGAGACCUAAACCGAAGAAAAAGAUCUCUGUUCCGGUGGCGGCGGCAGCGGUCGCGUACAGAGCCAAAAGGGACACGACAAAGUCGGUGUUGAAGCCGAGGACGAACUUAGCUGCCGCGAAUCCCGUACCUGUAACCACGGUAACCUGCGAUACUGUGCAAUGCGAUGGAUUGACCGCGCGCCACGAGCAGCGAGCCCCGGACAAGGAAGCGAGAAAGGAUCAUCAUCAGACCAGGAAACUCGACGAUUCACCGGUGGACUAUGCCACGGAGGACGUGGUUUCUUGGAUGUCUAGCCACCAGCUGAGACCGUCUACGUCCGAACUCGACGACCCGUUCGCGAGUCGCGUUGACGAUAAACACUGUGACGCGUUGCGCAGAGAUCACGACCACAAGACAUCGACGUAUGACGAAAUAGUCAACAUUCUGAAAGAACUCGAAUCGGAAAAUAACGAUAUCGGUAACAUGAAUGUCAGAAAAAGUGCUGUUACAGAUAAUAAUAAACGUCAAACAUUAGUACCAGAGCCUUCGUCGAGUUCAAAAGCUCUAUGGUCGUUUUUGGACGAAGUAGAGAAAAACUCUAAUCGUUCAACUCCUUCCAAAUUACCUAAACAGAAAUUGCCUGUAAACUUGCCAAGUACACCACCAUCGUCACCGGAAAAAAUUAUGAUAGAUGUGAAAAAAGGAAAUCUCCAACAAGUGAUAGAGCUUGGUAAAACUGAACUGGCACAAAAAGUGGCGUCGCUUCAAAUGCAAUUAGCAGAAAAAGAAGAUGUAACUGAAAAACUAAAAACAACUGUAUCUGAACUGCAAGCUGAGCACGCCAAAAGCAAAGCUGAAUACGAAUCCACUGUCACGAGACACCAAAAGUUCAUCGAUAAAUUACUCAACGAGAAGAAAGAACUUAGUGAAAGUUGUGCUUCGACUGUAAAAGAAUUGACAAAAAAAAUGAAUGACGCUUUAGCCAGCCAAGAAGAGCGGCACAAAGUCGAAUUAAAAAAAGCCAUUGAUAAACAGACAGCGUCUGAGAAAAUAAAAAAAGAUCGAUGGGUCGAUCUUAAAACGAAAAAAAUCAAAGAAAUGACUAUUAAGGGCAUUGAACCAGAAUUAAAUAGGAUGUCAACAGCAUAUCAAGAAGAACUAUCAGAACUCAGAAGGAUCCAUCAAUCACAAAUCGAAGAAAUCGAAGGAACAUGGCACAGAAGAAUGGCGGCUAUGAGGGAUAAAAUGGACACCGAACGGGAACAAGCAAUCAUAACUGAAAGAGAAAAUUCUAGAAAUCGAUUGGAAAUGGAAAUCGCUGAACUAGAAAAAAGUUAUCAAGAACAACGAAAAAGAUUAUUAGGUGAAAUUCACGGGGAAAGAUUGCGACAAGAGAGAGAAAAUGAUAUUGCGCUAAUGGAAAAGCAGCGAGCUCUUGAGCAAAAAUUUGAAAAACUAGUAGCGGAACUUCAGGACAAGAUUCAUAAAAAAGAGGAAGAGUUUCAGAACGAAUUGAAGAAUAUUCGAGAAACGUACGAGUCAGAAAAGACUAAAUGGAUAAACCAUCAAACCACUGUGUUGGCAGAAAAGGAAAAUACUAUAAGAGAAAUGUGUAAAAAAGAACGGGACAAACAUAUUGAAUUGGUUGUCCAAAAACUGGAAAACGAAGCUUCCGAAAGAGAAAACACGUCAGAAGCGAAAAUCAAACGUAUAAAAUCAGAGUACGAAGCUGAUAUUCAUGAGCUAGAGAACACUAUAUCCGGCUAUCGUUUGAAGUUGAAUGAAGCUCGUACCAAAGCACAGGAACAAGACGAUAAGAUAACAGAGCUUACUAGUGAGCUGAAUAAGUGUCAUAAUGAAGAAAAACGAUUGAAAGAUGUGAUUUGUAAGCUGAAAGAUGACCUGAUCGCCAAAGAAAAUACAAUUAAAGCCGAAACUCUCACUAAGGUGGGGAUAUUGCAGACAGAGCUGACACAGUCGAAGUUGAAUUUCCAGACUAGAAUCAAAACGAUCGAAAGUGAAAAAGAAAAGGAAAUCAAUCACGUCUACGUCAGAGUGAAGGAAGCGAUCAAACGAAAAGAUGAAAUCAUCCAAGUAUUGCAAAGCGAACGAGACGCAGCGUUGGAUCAGUGCAGCAACAUCGAAAAACUUAUGGAACGUCAGCGAAAAGAGCUUCUGAAGCUCAAAUAAUUAUUUUGCGGUUAAUACUUAUUCAUUUUCUUUUGAUUGUUUUUAUAUGUAAAAUAA
Molecule: messenger RNA, 3331 nt
Organism: Sipha flava (yellow sugarcane aphid)
Lineage: Eukaryota; Metazoa; Arthropoda; Insecta; Hemiptera; Aphididae
Product: centrosomal protein of 131 kDa-like
Exons: 15
Coding region: 215-3274 (1019 amino acids)
Biological process (GO): cilium assembly; regulation of centrosome duplication; intraciliary transport involved in cilium assembly
Cellular component (GO): centriolar satellite
Source: RefSeq, a predicted model, not a curated record